AUGCUGUUUUCUAGGAAAAGUAUACUCGUCAAGGGGAAGAAACCGCUCUAUGCUGCCACCAAGGUGCUCAAUGUCUCUUCGGCUACUGCUUCGUCAGCCUUCGCAAAGUGCUGGGUCCAUAGCACAAACAAGACACGAACGCUGCUCAAGACGGUGAGAACCCAGAGCCAGGGUUUCCGGAGGGCGUACUCUACUAAGUUUGGAGGGACGGGGUCAGAGUCCGAGUCGACGCCAUUGUACCAAAAGCUUGUCGCUGCAUGGACAAAUACGCCGACGAAAUGGUAUCCGUUGCCAAUCGCUGUCGGUGCCCUUCUUUUGGUCGCCAUUCAAUACCGGAAAAAAUCAAGACGGGCGGGUGGGGAAGUUGAAGUGGAUGAACAUGGAGUUGAAGUCAUCAGAUUGAAAGGCCCAUGGCAUGUACAUGUCCUUGGUGCCCUGCCGCUCCGCAAUAUGUCACGCUUAUGGGGAUACGUGAACUCCCUCCAGCUCCCAGUCUGGUUCCGUCCGUAUGGUUUCCGUAUCUACGCCCUGGCCUUUGGCUGCAAUCUUGAUGAAAUUGAACCUGCCGACCUGGCGGCGUAUCCGUCUCUUGGUGAUUUCUUCUAUCGCAAGCUGAAGGACGGCGCACGGCCGGUUGAUGACGCGAUUCUUGUCAGCCCUGCUGACGGGAAGAUCCUGCAUUUCGGCACUAUCCAGGACCUCCGUAUAGAACAGGUCAAGGGUAUCACGUAUUCCCUGGACGCGCUACUGGGUGUUGAGCGCCCAGGAACGCCUCCCCCUUCUGUCGCCGUCGUCGCACACCAUAAUAUGCCUGUCGUAGAUGAUCACGAAUUCGCCAAUGUCAACGGCAUAGAAUACAGUCUUGACAAGCUUAUCGGAUCAUCCUCUACCUCUGGAUCAGCCACUCCAACUUCGGAGAACAACGAUCGUCCAAAGAAGUUCGGAGACCAGGUUGACGCAUCUGUCGUGGAGCCCAACCAGAACACUCUUGUUCAUGACGCUUCCGUCGCACUCGAGAUGGGUAUUAAACCUACCUUGGGGCGCAGACCUAGCAUGAUCGCUCGUCCUGGAAACUCGCUGUACUUCUCCGUGAUCUACCUAGCUCCAGGCGACUAUCAUCGAUUCCAUAGUCCCACAGCCUGGGUAGUCGAGAAACGACGGCAUUUUGUCGGAGAGCUGUUCUCUGUUUCGCCGUGGAUGGCCAAGAGACUGGAAAACCUGUUUGUUCUGAACGAGCGAGUGGCCUUGCUUGGCCGAUGGAAAUACGGGUUCUUUGGGAUGGUUCCGGUUGGUGCUACGAAUGUUGGUAGCAUCAAGGUGAACUUUGAUGCCGAGCUGAGAACGAAUCUGAGAGGUAGGAAGCCGCCUCCGGGGACGUACACAGAAGCCGUGUACUCUGCUGCGUCCAGUUUAUUGAAUGGGCAACCAUUAGUUGCGGCUCAGGAGAUGGGCGGGUUUUGUCUUGGGAGCACCAUCGUAUUGAUUUUUGAAGCUCCUGAUGACUUCGAAUUUGCGGUGGAAGCUGGCCAGAAGGUAAAGGUAGGCCAGAGACUUGGAGAUGUAGGUCAAAGUGAAAUCGGACUGAGGGGAUGUCUUCUCUAUUGUUUUUCUGUGUUUUGUAAGAGCGAUCGCGUUUUAUAUAAGUAA
Messenger RNA from Desarmillaria tabescens, 1647 nucleotides. Its product is annotated as phosphatidylserine decarboxylase 1. Gene Ontology annotation, molecular function: phosphatidylserine decarboxylase activity. Gene Ontology annotation, cellular component: mitochondrion. The record is from RefSeq and is a predicted model, not a curated record. Gene Ontology annotation, biological process: phosphatidylethanolamine biosynthetic process. NCBI's taxonomy places the organism in Eukaryota, Fungi, Basidiomycota, Agaricomycetes, Agaricales, Physalacriaceae. The transcript has 3 exons. The coding region runs from base 1 to 1647 and encodes 548 amino acids.